CGAUGACAAAGCUCAAGGUAGUAAAAAAAAUGAAAAGCCUACACAGAAAGAAAAGGUAAGGAAGCCAGUAAAAAAGAAGAGUGGAAGUUCAACUAGAAGAGCAAUGUACAAACCUCAAAGAGAAGGUGCAGCUAAGCUAAAUACCAAAGUAAUCGGUGAUGACAAGGCUCAAGGUAGUAACGAAAACAAAAACCUACGAAGAGAGAAAAAGAACAAGACUCCAUAUGAGCUAGUAUAUAGCAAUAAGUCUCGCAGAAAUUGUAUAUUAAUUGCUGAAUUAUUUUUAAAAAAUAUUCGGGACAAAGAAGACAUAUCUAAAAUGAUUAAGAUAGAAAAUUCUGAUAAUAUUGAAAGUUUAGAUAAUAAUCUUGAAGAUGUCGACGAUACUAGAGACAACAAUACUUCAAAUACAUCACCUAAAG
This is a messenger RNA of Dentiscutata heterogama, 422 nucleotides long. Lineage: Eukaryota; Fungi; Glomeromycota; Glomeromycetes; Diversisporales; Gigasporaceae. The record is from the annotation of a GenBank genome assembly.